This is a messenger RNA of Paramecium sonneborni, 6737 nucleotides long. The record is from the annotation of a GenBank genome assembly. Lineage: Eukaryota; Ciliophora; Oligohymenophorea; Peniculida; Parameciidae.
AUGUAUAGAAAUUAUGAUCCAACUGCCUCGCCUGCACUCUCACAUUAAUCAUAAGAUGGAUAUGAAUAAAAAAUUAAAUAACUACUUAGAGCUAAUGAUAAACUUGUAAUGAAUCAAUUCAUUAUUAGAAUGCUGUUGUUAGAGAAUCACUUGCUGAAAAUGAAUAGCUCAAGGGAAAUAUAGAUGUGCUUUAUAAAGAAAAUAAGGAUCUUAACUAACUUAAUAUUGAAUUAUGUGAUUAACUUGAAAGAAUAAAAAGAAAUACAAGACAACAUUCAAUGCAUGAUAAAAACAUAAAUGAUUAUGAAUAAGAAAUUACUUAACUCAAAUUAUUAUUAUAAGAAAAACAAAAAGAAGUUAACUCUUUUAAAAUUAGAUAUAAUGAAGACUUAUAAAUAAAAUUAGAUAUUGUAGAUAAAAGUAAUAAUGUAAAUUAUCAAAUUAAAUAUUUUAGACUAAUAAAUUGAAAUAAUUAGAAGAAUAGAACUAAUAAUUGAUAUAAGAAUUGGAUUUGAUAACCAAAAGACUUUUAGAAAGAGAUAAUUCUUAAGGAACAGUUGAUUAUGAAGAAUUAUUAAGAGAAAGAGAUUAAGAAAUUGAAAUGCUAACUUAAUAAAUAAUAUAAAUUUCACAUUCUAAAUAAGUUAAAUAGUUUGAUCCUAGUAGUGAAAAAAAAUAAAUAACUGAGACUGAGGAAUAUUAUGGUUAAAUAAUUAAGGAAUUAUAAGAGAAAAUUGAAUAAUUAAGGAUAAUAAUUAUUGAGAAAGAUGAUUAAUUGAAUUAAGGUUAAAAUUAAAAUUUAUUAAUUGAAAUGGAAACAUUAUAAGUUUAAUUGAUAUAAUAUAAAAUUGAAAUUGAAGGAUAUAAAACCAGAAUGCAAUAUAUUUAGAAUGAAUUAUCAGAAAAAGAUCAUUUGAUAGAAGACUUAUAAAAUAUAAUAAAAGAUUUAACAAAAAAAGUUGAAAAUAUGUAGAAAAAUGAUCAUUAAAAUACAACAUAAGAAAUUAAUAACAAUAAAAAUAAUAAUAACUCUAUUAAUCAAAAUUAAAAUUAAAAAAAUCCUGGAGAAGCUACAAAAAAUGCAACAGAUGCUUUUCCGAUAAAUUAGGAUAUUGUUGAUGAAGAAGAUUCUGUUCCAGAAGAAUAGAAAAAGAAAAAGAAACAUGUCUUAGAAGGUGCUAAAAAAUUAAUUGAUGAAAAUACAACAAAAGAUCUACAAAAAAUAAUAGAUAAUUUAUAAGCUGAAAAUAAAAGACUUUAAUAAGAAUUGAGUGAAGCUAUGGUAAAAUUAAAUGAAUAAGAUGAAAUUUUAAAUGAAUAAGAUUAAUAACUAAUUGUACUAGAAUUAAGAGAAAAAGAAAUUAGAUAAUUAAAAGAUUAAUUAAAUAGAUACUUAAAAUUAGAAUAAGAAAAAAAUUAGUUAGAAAAAAAAAUAAGUGAGUUAGAAGAGAAAAUUUAAGAUCUUAUGACUGAAAUUGAAAAUUACGAUUCUGAUAAUAAAUUAAAUCAACAAAAUUAAUAAAAAAAGGAAGCCGAGUAUUAGAAAGCACUUUAAAAAUAAAAAGAUGAAAUAUUAGCUAAUUAAAAGAAGAUAGAAUAAAUUAACAAAAAUAUGUAAGAGGAAUCUAACUUUUUUGAAGAUUAAAUGAAACAUCUUGAAGAUGCUCUCAAAGUAAAAGAUUAAGAAGUAAAAAAACUUCAAGAAUAAAAUAAAGAAAUGACUAGAGCCUUAGAAAAGAAUACUCAUUAAAAAGAUUAAAUUGAAAAGAUUCAUUAAGAAGCCAAUUCUUAAAAUUAACUAUUAGAAGAACAUGAAUAAAAAAUCUUAUAAUAAGAGUAUGAUAUUAAGAAUAAAGAAUAAGAAAUCAAAAAAUUAAAAGAAAAAAUUAGAGAUUUGUAAUUAAACUAAUUAAAAUUGAAAGAUUAUGAAGAAAGCAUUAAUGUUCUAAAAGAAGAAAUUGAGAGACUUAAUUCUAUAGAUAAGUAGUAAUCGGAGAAUAUUUAUAAAUUAGAAUAGAACAAUAAAACUAAAGAAUAUUAAUUAACAAAAUAUUAAGAAUAAACUAAAGAAAUGACAAAUAGAGUUAAGGAAAUAAAUGAGGAAAAAAUAAAUGAAGUGAGAAAAUGUGUAAUUUAAAAUGAAGAGUUGUAAGAGUAAAUUAGAAUUUUUUAAAUUGAAAUUAAAAAGUUAUAAAGCAAUAUUUAAGGAAAUUAAAAAACUCCAGAAAGAACAACAAAAUUAUAAUAAGAAUUAGAUAAUUUAUAUGAUAAAUUAAAUUAGUAGGUAGGAGAAAACGAGGAUCUUAAAAUUUAAAUUCUAAAUCUUUAAACAUAAAUCAAGUUUAAAGAUUAAGAAAUAAAAAAAUUAACUGAAAAAUUAUUAGAGAAUUAAUAAAAUAUAAAUAGAGAAAAUGAUUUAACAAAAGAAAUUCAAGAUUUGAAUUAAUAAAUUAGUAAACAUGAAUAAAAUAGUAAGAAUUUUUAAGAUUAAAUUAAUAAAUUAGACAAUUAAGCAAAAUAACUAAGUUAACAAUUAAAAAAAAGUGAACUUGAAAAAUAAAGUUUAAAAGAUAAUGUUACGAAAUUGGAAAACUAAAUUGAUGAAUUAGAAACAUAAAAAAUAGGAGACCUUCAAUAAUAAGAUAAAUAAAAUAAAGAAACAAUAAAAAAACUAGAAAAUCAAUUAAAAUAAAAGGAACAUGAAUUAAAAAAGUUGUAAGAUGAAAAUAGGUUAUAACAAGAAAAGAUUUAGAGUUUGGAAAAAAUGAUAGAAUAAGUUAAUGAUUAAUUCCAAACAUCUUAACAAUAAUUAAAUGAAGCUUAAAUGAAAUUUUCAUUAACUAUAAGAGAAAAAGAAUUUGAAAUCAACAAAUUAAAAUAAUAAUUAGGAAAUUAAAAAUCAUAGGAACUUUAAUCAGAGAAUGAUUAACUUCAUGAUUAAAUAAAUGAGAAAGAAACAGAAUUAAAAAAAGCAAGAGAAGAUAUAUUAGAUUUCCAAUAAAAAAUUAGAAAUUAUGAAUUAGAUUUCAAAAAAUACUAAGAAACAAUCAAAGAGUAUUAAAAAAAGCAAGAAAGAUUAUCUCAACUUGAAAUUUUAAUUAGUGAACUUAAAAUAAAAGAUGAAACUAGUUAAGUUAAAAUAGAUGAUUUAAAUUCAACUAUAAAUAAUUUAAAUGCUAUUAUAUUAUCAAAAGAUUAAACAAUUAAGAAAUUAUAAGAAUAACAAAGGGAAAAUGUAAAAAAAGCUGAUUAAUUAAUUACUGUAUAAAAAAAAUUGAUUGAAACCGAGUAGUAGUUACAUGAAAAUUUGGAAACAGAAAAAAUAAAUGAAGAAAAAAUUAAAUCUUUAGAGUAAUAAAUUUCUUUAAAGGAUUAAGAAUUGAAAAAGUUGAAAGAUUAAUUAAAAGAUAUUUAAAGAGAUAAUGAAAAACUUUAAGUUAAAUUAACAGAAAAAGAAGAAUUGGAAUAAAAAUUAAUAGAACAAUCAAAUAAAUGUGAAGAUUUAGAAAUUCAAAUUGAAGAAUUAAAGAAAGAAAUCAAAAAAAAAACUUAAGAAUGUUAAAUUUUAGAAGAAAAAGCCCAACUAUUGAAAAAAUUAGAAGAAAAAUAUAAAAAAUAGUAAAAUAAUAUUGAGGAACAGAAAUAAAAUUAAGAAUUACUUGAAAAUAAAAUAAAGACAUUGGAAGAGUAAAUUUAAAUAGAUGAAGAUGAAAAAUUAAGUUUAGAAAAAAAAGUUGAAUUUUUGAAGAAAAAGCUAGAAGAAGAAAAGAAAUAAUUUGAAAAUAAAUUAAAUUAAUAAGCAAAGCUUAAAGAUGAAAUAAUUACAAAACUAAAAGAGAAAAUUGAAGAAUUAUAAAAAUUAGAAUCUUAACAUUUUGAAUUUUCUUAAGAAAUUGAAGAUUUAAAAGAAGAAUAAAAGUAAAGGAAAUCUAUUGAAGCGAAACUUUAAUCAGAAAAUAAUAAUCAUCUAAAAUAAAUUAAAUUACUUGAAUAACAAUUAAAAUAAUUAAAUGAAAAGUUUUAAUUAGAAGAAGAAUCUAAUAAAACAUUAUAAAAUGAAAUUGAAUAAACUAAUUUAAACAUAAACAUUUAGGAUGAGAUCAUUUAAAAACUUUAAGAAUAGAUUAAAAAAUUAGAGACUUCUCUAAAAGAAAAAAAAGAAGAGAUUAAAAAGUUUAAAUAAGAUAUAUCAGAAAGAACAAGCUAAAUAUCAUAGAUGGAUAUGAUUGAUAGAGAAAAAGAGGAAUUAAAUGAUUAAAUUAGAUUAAAAGAAAAAGCAGAAGAAUAAUUAAAACAAACAAUUAAUACACUUUAGUAAUAAAUAUCUAAAUUGACUUAAUAAGUGAAACUAUUAACAUAAGAGAAAAUUGAUCUUUAGCAAUAAAUUGAUUACUUAAUUGAUAUAGAAAAUUAAAUUAAACUUAAGGACAUAGAAAUUUAAAGAUUAGUUUAAAUUGAAAAUGAUUAUAAUAAAUAAAAAGAGAAAGUAAAAACUUUGGAUAAAAUUAUAAAUGAUUAAAAUCAAAAAAUUAAAAUAUUUUAAGAAUAUGAAAAAUAAACAAUAGCAUAAAUAAAAAAUAUCGAAUAAGAUUUAAAUGAGAAAUAGGAAAAAAAUCAAAAUUUAGAAUAAGAAAUAUUAAAAUUAAAAUAAUAAAUAGAUGAUUAUUAAAAUUAAAUAGCAAAAAUUUCUAAAGAAAAAGAAAGUGUUAAUUAAAAAGUUAAAUCAUCUGAAAUAAAUUAACAGAAGAGGAUGGAUAAAUUAGAGGAGGAAAAGAAAGAAUUAUUAAAUGAUUUACAAUCAUUAAAUUCUUAAAUAGAAGAUUAAUAAAAUCAAAUUAAAGAUCUAUAAAGUAGUUACAAUGAAUUAAAGAAAGUGGAAAAAGUAAAAGAAGAAAUUAAAAGAACAAAUGAUAUUUCUGAAAAGAAAUACAAAGAGUCAAUUAAGGAAUUGGAGUAAGAAGUUUCAAGACUUAAAGAAGAAAUAAUUAAGCAAGAACAUAAUAAUUCAAAAGAAAUUGAAUAAUAAAUUGAUUAAACAUAAAAGUUAAAACAAGAAAUUAAAUAACUAGAAUAAACUAUUAAAAAUUUAUAAAAUAAAGAAAAGAAGUUAAAAUAGUUUGAAAAGGAAGUUGAAAAGUUAACCGAAGAAGAUCAUAAUAAAACACAACAAAUAAAAUAAUUGGAAGAAUAACUUAAAAAGAUUUAAGAAUAAAACUAAAAGGAUAGCAUUGAUAAAUAGUAAAAAACUUAAAAAGAAGUUGAGCUAAAUUAGAUAAUUAAAAAAUAAGAAAUAGAAAUCUAGAAAAAGGAGGAAUAAAUUAAGAAAUUACAGGAGGAUAUUUUUAAAAUAGAGAAAAAUAAUAAGGAGAAUGAAUAUAUAGAUUAAAUAAAAGUACUUAAACAAGAAAUAGACUAAAAAAAUGAACAAAUUUCUAAGUUAUAGGAUCAGAUUCAAAAACUACAAAAAGAGAUAAAUACUUAAAAAUAAUAAAGAGAUGAAAAAUAUAAUAAAAUUGAAUUAGAUUUGAAAAAGAAGGAAGAAGAAAUUAUAAAAUUAAAAGAAAAAAUUGAGAAAGAUUAGAAAGAAAAUAAUGAAUUAAAGUAAAAUGAAAAAAAUUAAAGUGAAAUAAUAAAAAAGUAACAAGAAGAUAUAAAAAAAAAGGAAGAGGAAAAUAAAAAACUUAAAGAAAAAUUUUAAAUUGAUUAGAAAGAAAAUAAUGAAUUAAAGUAAAACGAAAAAAAUUAGAGUGAAAUAAUAAAAAAACAACAAGAAGAUAUAAAAAAAAAGGAAGAGGAAAAUAAAAAACUAAAGGAAAAAAUUGAAAAAGAUUAGAAAGAAAAUAAUGAAUAAAAGUAAAAUGAAAAAAAUUAGAGUGAAAUAAUAAAAAAGUAACAAGAAGAUAUAAAAAAAAAGGAAGAGGAAAAUAAAAAACUAAAGGAAAAAAUUGAAAAAGAUUAGAAAGAAAAUAAUGAAUAAAAGUAAAAUGAAAAAAAUUAGAGUGAAAUAAUAAAAAAAUAACAAGAAGAUAUAAAAAAAAAGGAAGAAGAAAAUAAGAAAUUAAAAGAAUAAAUAAAUGAAAAUAAUAAAUUUAAAGAUUAGAUACCUAAAUUAGAAAAAGAGAAAUCUCUGCUUGAUGAUAAGAUAAAAAAAUAGGAAGAUAAGAUAAAAGAACUUCAAAAAUAAAUUGAUGAUUAAAAACAAAAGACUCCAACUAAAAAUAAAGAAGAUUCUUAAUAGAAUGAUAAAAAAGGUUAAUCUGAUAAAAAACCAGGUUAGUAAUCUGAUGAUAAAUAAAAAGAUUAAUUGAACAAAUUAUAAAAGUAAAUAGAAGAACUUAAAAUACAUAUAAUUUAUUUGGAAAGUUUAUUGAAACAAUAUGGUUAUGAUCCAAAUAAAUUAAAACCUGGAAAAUCAGAUAUUGAUUCAAAAAAUUAAAUAAUAAAUAAAGAUCAUAAAGAUAAUUAUCCUGAUUUGUAAUAAGUCAAUGUUGUUAAUGUAAUUUAUUAUAUUAUUUUAUUAGAUAAGAAGAUUGAUGGCAGAGUAUAAAUAUGAGAAAGAUAGAUAUGAAAAUAAAGUAGUUUAAUACACUGAUGAACUUAUAAAAUAAAAUAAUUUGGAAAAAGAUGCUGAAGAAAAAAUAAAAGGGCUUGAAGAUGAUGAAUUUAUAUACAAUGAUCCAAAUUAUAAAGAGCCAGAAAUUUAUGUAAUAAAAAAUGAUUGAGAAUCGGAUAAGGAU